Molecule: messenger RNA, 1282 nt
Organism: Cuscuta campestris
Lineage: Eukaryota; Viridiplantae; Streptophyta; Magnoliopsida; Solanales; Convolvulaceae
Source: the annotation of a GenBank genome assembly
GGCUGCAGACCUGGACGGAUUAGGGUGUUACAUCGGCUCUCCCUCUCUCUCCCUCACGGUAGUCACAGCGCCGCCAAGCCGUCCCUCCUUCGACGUCGGCAGCUCCCCAGCGGCGGCACUCCCCCCCUUCCCUUCGGCUCUCUUCUCUCCAAUGGGCGAAAGCGAGGUUACCUCCAACUCCACUCCGGCAAAAACCCCUCAUCUUACCUUCACGACGAUCUCUAAUGUCAAACUACAUGUUCCGGUUCUUCUCAGCCUCUCUCAACCGAACUACAAAAAGUGGAGUCGUCUUUUCCUCCUCUUGGUUCGCCGAUUCAAUCUCCAAGGCUACAUCAAUGGCUUCGCCGUCCCUCUCUCUGAAGACGACGAUGAGUGGCUCCAACUUGACGCUCUCUUCCAGGGGUGGAUCUUAUCCACCAUCUCUGACGAAGUCUCAUAUCUGGUAAUCUCCUCUGUCUCCACCGCUUCUGCCCUUUGGAAAGUUAUUCAUGAUCUGUUUCACGACAACAAGAAUGCUCGUGCCAUGCAACUGGAGCACGAGUUCCGUACCACUGUCAAAGGCAACACCACCAUGGCGGCCUACUGUCAACAUCUACAAAAUCUCGCAGAUUGGCUGGACGAUUUUGAUGCCCCGGUGUCCCAACAUCAAUUGGUUCUUCAGAUGCUUCGUGGUCUCCCCGCAGAUUUGCAAGGCCAGACGUCCUUUUUUCAAUUUCAAGAUCUGCUGCCCACUUUUCUCCAAGCCCGCUCCGCUCUCAUGCUUUUGGACCGUCAACGCUCUCCCAUGGCCGACUUGAGCAGAACGGCCCUCCUUGGCGGCAGGCCCGGCGUCAACAGCGGCAGCCGACAAUUGUCCAGCGGCGGCAGCGGGGGACCCCAGCACGGCAGCAGCGGCUUCCAUGGCGGCGGGCUCCAGCACGGCGGCAGCUACGGUGAGGGCGGCUCCUCUGGACAACGCAACGGCUAUGGACGCGGCAGCGGGCGAGGCAACGACGCUCGGGGUAGAGGUCGUGGAUGACAAAGCAGCUCGAGGCAACGGACCUAUCCCGACGGAUCAAACACCUAGAACUCACCUUACCCAAACCAAAACCCGGGCCUAUUGGGUCCACGUCCCAUGCCUACACCCCUCCCUUAUCAUGCCCAAGCCUACUACACCACCACCCCACCCCCAACCCAUAUGCCUACCCCCCCAAUACACCCCCACCCCACCCGUAACACCCACCUACCCCCCCCACCUAUGCUGGCGGGUCCCACACCCCGCCUUACCCAUACCCGCAAACAC